AUGCAUCCUGAGCGCCUGUCAAACGGCCCGAAGUCCCCAUCAUUUCAGCAUAAACCAAAGGCCGGAACAUAUGCCAUCAACGUAUUCAACACCACCAAAGACACUGUCACCGAUACUCUGGGUUCCCUUUUUGGCGGUGCUCGCGACGUAGCCGAGCAAACUUAUCAAGGCUGGGAGGCCACGAAAGAGGCAGUGGAACCGCCAGAAUGGCUGAAGAAGAUACUUCGGAUCCAUGAGGAUAUUGGCACUGGUGGCGACAACGGUGGUCCAAAUGGCGACAAGGAUCCAAAGCAGAGCAAAGUCGGUGCCGGUGUUGCAGCAGGCGCCACCGCAGCAGGCGCCACCGCAGCAGCCUAUGGAUACGAGAAGUCGGGCGAGAACGACCCACGAGAAGUACAAGAGGUGGCGCGCGAUGAUCAGAUGAUGGUUUUAACGAAGAAGAUGAUCGAAAUCCGGAGCAUUCUGCAACAGGUUGGGCAGUCAGAAUCGUUGACAUUGCCUGCCAUCGUUGUGAUAGGCUCUCAAUCCUCGGGAAAGAGUUCGGUGCUCGAGGCGAUUGUUGGACAUGAAUUCUUACCAAAGGGCUCGAACAUGGUCACGCGAAGACCCAUCGAACUGACGCUCGUCAAUACCCCAGAAUCGAAGGACGAAUACGGGGAAUUCCCCGACUUGGGACUCAGGCGAAUAACUGACUUCACAUCCAUACAAAGGACGCUCACCGAGCUCAACAUGGCUGUGCCAGACACUGAAGCCAUUUCGGACGACCCCAUCCACUUGACGGUAUACUCGCCAAAUGUACCGGAUCUCUCCUUGAUCGAUCUUCCUGGAUAUAUACAGGUUGUGGGCCACAAUCAGCCGUUGGAGCUAAAGCAGAAGAUCACCGACUUGUGUGAUAAGUACAUCCAGCCACCCAACGUCAUUCUGGCUAUCUCGGCUGCCGAUGUCGAUCUAGCGAACUCGACCGCGCUGCGUGCUUCGCGUCGGGUUGACCCAAGAGGCGAACGCACAAUUGGAGUCAUCACGAAAAUGGAUCUCGUCGAUCCACGCAGAGGAGCCUCGAUCCUGAACGAUAAGCAAUACCCAUUGAGGUUAGGAUAUGUGGGUGUCGUGUCAAAGGCGCCCCAGUCGCAAGGUCUCUUCAAAAUGGGCUCGAUGGACUUGCUGUCGACCAUUGUCAAGCAGGAAAAUGCUUUUUUUUCCUCCCACCCUUUCGAAUUCGGAGCAGAUGCUGGUGUUGACGUCGGCACUAUGACACUACGCAAAAAGCUCAUGCACACGUUGGAGCAAACAAUGUCUGCCAGUCUUGCAUCCACCAGCGACGCUAUUAAGCAAGAAUUAGAGGAGGCUACGUACGAGUUCAAGGUUCAGUACAACGACAGGCCGCUUUCUGCGGAAUCUUACCUGGCCGAAAGUUUAGACGCCUUCAAGCACAAUUUCAAGCAGUUUUCGGAAGCUUUUGGUCGUCCGCAAAUGCAAGAAUUGCUUAAGGAGGAACUGGACCAGAAAGUCGAAAAUUGCAUCAAGCCCUACAAAUUUGAUAUCGACAUGGACGACCGGGAGUGGGCCCAUGGCCGUGAGCAUGUCCAGACGGUGCUGAAAAAAGAGCUGAAGGACUGUGAAAGUGCUAUGAGUAACCUCGAAGCAUCCGCGGGUGGACGGAAGAAGCUCAAGGAGGUCAUGGCCUUUGUUGACAAGGCCCGCAAAGGGGACAUCGUUGUCGAAGGCGACGGUCGUAGCGGAGCUGGAGGUUUCAGUGCUGCGCUCCUCACAAGAGGACGUGAGGCAGUUUUCCACAGGGACAGAGCAGACAUCCUCAAGAUGCGACUCUUGGCUGUCAAAUCCAAGCAGUGUGCUAGCUUGAAAAACAAAUACUACUGCCCAGAAGUGUUUCUGGAUGCCGCGGCCUCCAAGCUCGCGGCGACAGCGGUUCUGUUCCUCAACGUCGAGCUUCUGUCCGAAUUCUACUACAACUUCCCUCGUGAGCUCGACUUGCGCCUGGGGCGACACCUAUCUGAUCAUGAGAUCGAGAGAUUCGCAAAGGAAGACCCCAAGAUCAGGCAGCACCUCGAUGUCAUCCGUCGAAAGGAGUUGCUUGAGCUUGUCCUGGACAAGAUGGAAAGCUUGAAGCAACUUGAAAGCAGGGAGCGGGAACGCAGAGGUUCGGUUUCCAAGACUAGAGGCCAAAAAGAAAGGGGACGCUGGGGCUUGUUUUGA
This is a messenger RNA of Emericellopsis cladophorae, 2214 nucleotides long. RefSeq lists its product as uncharacterized. The coding region runs from base 1 to 2214 and encodes 737 amino acids. Gene Ontology annotation, biological process: regulation of DNA-templated transcription. The record is from RefSeq and is a predicted model, not a curated record. Gene Ontology annotation, cellular component: cytoplasm; chromosome; membrane. Lineage: Eukaryota; Fungi; Ascomycota; Sordariomycetes; Hypocreales; Bionectriaceae. Gene Ontology annotation, molecular function: GTPase activity; GTP binding; microtubule binding. The transcript is spliced from 4 exons.